AUGUCCAUGUCACCAAAAAUCCUCCGACCAAACAUGCUUUUAUCUUCCUUAAAAUCAAAAUCCCCAAUUCAAAGCCUAAUUCCAUACCCCACAAAUCAGAAAUUCCAAUUAGAAGACACCGGCCCUCAGCUCCUCUGUCGACCCAUUAAUUCAGUGGGUCACAAUGAGAAAAUGACCCGGUCGGUGGUGCACCUAGUGGAGGCUGCACGGAUGAAGGUAGAGGCGCCUAGCGUAUUUCCAUUUUUGCUGGUAGAUAGAGUUGUUGAGUACAAUCCUGGGGUGUCCGCUGUGGCUAUCAAGAAUGUGACAAUAAAUGAUAAUUUCUUUCCUGGGCAUUUCCCUGAGAGGCCAAUUAUGCCAGGUGUGCUCAUGGUUGAGACGAAAGAUUCUUUCCUUUUUUCCGAUUUGAGAACACUUUUGUUUAUUGCAACAUCCUUGUACUCCAUUAUAUAG
Molecule: messenger RNA, 453 nt
Organism: Olea europaea var. sylvestris
Lineage: Eukaryota; Viridiplantae; Streptophyta; Magnoliopsida; Lamiales; Oleaceae
Product: 3-hydroxyacyl-[acyl-carrier-protein] dehydratase FabZ-like
Exons: 3
Coding region: 1-453 (150 amino acids)
Source: RefSeq, a predicted model, not a curated record